This is a messenger RNA of Nicotiana tabacum (common tobacco), 848 nucleotides long. Lineage: Eukaryota; Viridiplantae; Streptophyta; Magnoliopsida; Solanales; Solanaceae. The record is from RefSeq and is a predicted model, not a curated record.
UAUUUUGUGGAAGCUUGUCGCUGACUUGCUGUAAGCUCUCUACUACUAGUCUUUCAGCCCGCCAGCAAAAUACCCAUGUUACUCUUCUUCGUUGCUUCUACUGCCAAUCCUUGGGUCCCACCCCUACCUUUUUCUUCUUCUUCUUCUCCUCCGCCUCCAAAUCAAUAGUAGUUCAGAAGCUUAAAAGAAUGGACCCGAAGUUCGCCGGAAAGCCCAUUCAGGCCCAAUUCCUUUCAGGUCAAACUGACCUUGACCAGAUGCAGGAUACUCCGACCCGUGGGUCACGUCAUCGCAGGGCCCAAUCCGAAACCUUUUUCCGGUUUCCAAACUUCGACGAUGACAUCCUCUUAGACGACGUCGUUACAGACUUCAACCUCGAUGUUCAGGCGCCGUCCCUCAUGCAGCAGCAGCAGCCUGCAAAUUCGGCUGAUUCUUCGUCAACUGGGCCGGCGUUAUCAGCUGGGCCUUCCGAUAAUAACCCUAAGCCGCUGGCCCACUACCGUAGUCUCUCUGUGGAUGCUGAUUUUUUCGAUGGACUGGACUUUGGUGCUGCGGCGGCGGAGAAUAAGAUGAUGGGUGGUGGCCCACGUCAUAGGCAUAGCAAUUCCAUGGAUGGGUCUUUUGAUUUUGAGUCUGAAUCGCUUUCUGUGAAGAAGGCUAUGGCUCCUGAUAAGCUUGCUGAGCUGUCCCUGAUUGAUCCCAAGAGAGCCAAAAGGAUUCUAGCAAAUAGACAAUCUGCUGCACGUUCUAAGGAGCGAAAAACUCGUUAUACUGGUGAGCUAGAGAGGAAAGUGCAGACUCUGCAGACUGAAGCCACCACUCUAUCUGCACAGAUCACAGUUCUUCAG